Acaulospora colombiana is the source of this 2859-nucleotide messenger RNA. The record is from the annotation of a GenBank genome assembly. NCBI's taxonomy places the organism in Eukaryota, Fungi, Glomeromycota, Glomeromycetes, Diversisporales, Acaulosporaceae.
AUGGACUUUCACGCCGUCUAUAAACUUUUUAGUACCACUUAUCAUCCGGACCCGAAUAUCCAGAAACAAGCUGAAGUGCAAUUAAAACAGGUUGAGGCGACUCCAGGUUUUAUUGCCGUGCUUCUUCAAAUACUUACCUCUCAGGGAACCGAGCUCACAACAAUACAAGCUAGUAUGGUUCAGCUCAUCGAUUCAUUGGGUAGAGUUCUUUCCAACGAUUAUCCCGGAAAAUGGCCGGAUUUUAUGAAUCAGGUGCAUACUCUUUUGUCAUCCAAUAAUUUGAGUAACGUGUAUGUUGGACUAUUGGCUUUACGGCAGCUCGUUAAAGUAUACCAAUGGAAGGCUAGUGAAAGUAAUGUGCCCCUCUUGGAAAUAGUUCACCAAACGUUCCCAGUUAUAUUACAAAUAGCACAGCGUCUGCUUAAUGAAGUUAGCUUGGAGGCUGCUGAAAUGUUACGAAUUAUAGUCAAGAUUUACUAUUCUGCAACUCAAUAUGAACUCCAUGAACCGCUGCAAGAAAAUUCUUCCAUUGUACCUUGGAUGACUCUGAUGUUACAAUUAUUUGAAAAGCGCAUUCCCGAUGAGAUAAUACCUUCAGAUAAAGAUGAACGACAGAGGUUCAUCUGGUAUAGGACUCAGAGAUGGGCGUGCAGAAAUUUAAAUAGGAUUUUUUCCAGAUACGGAAACCCCGCUCAGCUUGCCGCUUCUUCUACAAAAUAUACCGCAUUUGCAGAGAAUUUUAUACAUCAUUUUGGCCCACAGAUUCUGCGGGAAUAUCUCCGACAGAUUGAACUAUGGGUUAAACAUGAAAUAUGGUUAAGCGAUAAAAUCCUUUAUCUUUGCUCGGACUUCUUUAAAGACGCCGAGAUGCUGGUUGCUCAGUUUAUAUUUCCGCAAUUAUGUUUUUCAGAUGAAGAUGAAGAAUUGUGGGUUGAUGAUCCUGUUGAAUAUAUACACAAGAGGAUGGAUCUCUUGGAGGAUUUUACGUUACCGUCUGUGGCAGCCGUUACUUUCCUGAUGGACUUGGCGCGACACAGGAAAAAGUUCACGUUUAUGGGUAUUAUGGGAUUCGUUAACAGCGUGCUCACAACCUAUCAUUCGGCUCCCCCCGAAGAGAAAAAUCCACGGCAGAAAGAUGGGGCUCUUAAGAUGAUUGGCUGCCUGUCCGAUAUGGUCUUACGUAAGAAGUUUGGGGUAGCACACCUGAUGGAAGGUUUUUUCACGACACACGUUUUUCCAGAGUUUCAAAGUCAAUACCCUUAUUUGAGAGCAAGAGCGUGCGAUAUGUUGGUAAAAUUUGAAGAACUAGAUUUUGAACACGAGUCUAGCCUCGCCACAGCAUAUCAAGGUGUCACAACUUUGCGCGAAGCGAUAAUUCCAAAUCUACCUACGAUCAUGCAAGAGCUUCUUGACCUUACGAAUCAAAUUGACAGUGACACUCUUUCCACGGUGAUGGAAGAUUUUGUUGAAGUUUUUGCCGAAGAGUUAAGUCCUUUUGCUAUUCAAUUGUGCGAACAACUGAGAGAUACUUUUCUUCGGAUAAUGCAAGACUUCCAAGAUGCUCCGGCGUCUUCGGGAAAAGAAGAAACACAUGAUUCUUUCGGGGACAUGGAGAUCAACGAAAAAACCAUGGCCGCCACAGGCGUGCUCAAGACCAUUACCACUUUGAUCCUAAAUCUAGAGAGUACGCCUGAAGUUUCGGCUCAACUGGAGAAUGCGCUCUUACCUAUCAUUACUUUUACGCUAAAGAACACAAUUGCCGAGUUAUAUGAUGACGUGUUCGAUAUUAUUGAUUGUUGCACCUUCUCUACUAAACAAAUUUCUACCACGAUGUGGGGGAUCUUCGAAUUGAUUUACAAUACCUUCAAGGGAGAUGGCACCGAAUCUGGAAUUGAUUAUAUUGAAGAGAUGCUUCCUUCCUUGGAUAAUUAUAUGUCUUACGGCACCGAUGUGUUUUUGGGAAAUCCCCAUUACCAUUCUAUGAUAUAUGAUAUUAUUGAUACUGUUAUGAAAAGUGAUCGCCUUGGUGAAAAUGAACGUAUUUGUGCCUGCAAGCUAAUCGAAUCAAUGUUGCUGAAUUGUCGUGGAUAUGUUGAUCAGUACGUCAAGCCAUUCCUUGACUUUGCACUUCACUAUUUGUCCGAUGUCAAAAAAAUUACCACUUUACCUUACAAGAUUUAUUGUCUCGAGGCCGUGAUAAAUUGUCUUUAUUACAAUCCCCGUAUCACCAUUCAACACCUUGAAGAGCGCGGAAUGACCCAAAUAUUCUUUGAACUGUGGUUUGGAAACAUCAGCAAGUUUUCGCGAGUUCACGACAAAAAACUUGUCAUUAUCGCCCUUUGUACCUUGAUCGAAUUACCGAUAGAACAAUUACCGCACGCUUUGCAAGCCGGUUGGCCGCAAGUGCUAGAUGGCAUUCUAACUGUCUUUAAAUCAUUACCAAAGGCUGAAGAGAACCGGGAACGCAUGGAUAAAUUUGGUUCGGAGGACGACGACUAUGCCGAUGAGUUCGAUGCCUCGGAAUUCAAUGAUGCUGAUGACGAGGACCGAGAUGAUGAAAAUAUACAGGACGAAGAUACAAAAUAUUUGGAGUUUUUAGCGCAGGAGGCUGCCAAGAAGAAUCCAGAUUGUGAAGACGAAGAUGAUGAUGCACUGGAGGAAGAUAUCAUAUACGAAUCACCCUUGGAUAAAUUGGAUGUUUACACGAAAUUUCACGAAACUUUUAUUGGUGUUCAACAACAUUAUCCAACGUCGUAUUCUCUCCUCACGAAAAACCUCGAUCAAGAAAAACAAAACUACAUUAUUUCCUUAUUUGAGAAGGCAGGACAACAAAAGAUUAACGAAAAUGGUUCCGAAUAA